Molecule: messenger RNA, 825 nt
Organism: Penicillium bovifimosum
Lineage: Eukaryota; Fungi; Ascomycota; Eurotiomycetes; Eurotiales; Aspergillaceae
Exons: 1
Coding region: 1-825 (274 amino acids)
Source: RefSeq, a predicted model, not a curated record
AUGUCGGGACUGGACCCCACUCGCUCUUCUUCAUCUCUCGAGCCCGUCGACAUGCCUCCGGCUUCUUCCACCCCAAUGGAACGUACCCCAAAAAAAUGCACCAAAAAGAAGAAGCGCAAGUCAAAGGAGCGCACCCCAAAGGAAGAGCAGCACAAGCCCAAUAGUUCCGAUUCCACCACAUGCGAAGGAACUCCUACUCUCGCCAGCGAGUGGAACCAUAUUUCGGGCAGGUGUUCUGCCAAUUUUUCCUUGAGCGACACUGCGUUGGAUGUUGAAUAUUGGUCUGCUUGCCGGCUCUCGCGGUCUUCUACGCCCACUCCUGUAUCUUCCAGGCGUAAUUCGGUGGUUAACCACAAGGCCACCCAAGCGAGGUCUUCUACGCCCACUCCUGUAUCUUCCAGGCGUGAUUCGGUGCUUAACUACAUCGCCACCCAGGCGAGGUCUUCUACGCCCACUCCUGCAUCUUCCAGGCGUGAAUCGGUGUUUAACUCCAAGGCCACCCGAACGAAGCACAGUAGGACGAAAGAUCCUCGCGCUGGUAUCUAUAUCCGGUUCCAAUUUAGGGGACCUGCGUCUGAGCCAGGCCGCAUCUUCCAGGCCAACCAGCUACACAUCCUGUACCGGAGGGCCCGGGAGUACUACAACAUUGAUGGGGAUCUUGGGCUCUGGUGCUCUCCUCCAGGUAUCAAGUCGGUUCGCUACAUUUUCGUGGGUGAGGAAGGCCUGAAUGAGUUCCGGAUCCUCCAAAACCUCAUGUACAAUGUGGGAGUGGUCAAUGAGAAUGCCCUUGUGGAGGUGAGGCUUCAUGAGCCUGUCUAUUGGUGA